Hermetia illucens (black soldier fly) is the source of this 556-nucleotide messenger RNA. RefSeq lists its product as uncharacterized. Bases 159 to 482 code for a protein of 107 amino acids. The record is from RefSeq and is a predicted model, not a curated record. Lineage: Eukaryota; Metazoa; Arthropoda; Insecta; Diptera; Stratiomyidae. The transcript has 2 exons.
GGGAUGUUUGAUAUUAAAGAAGAUAACCGGUUGGCAUAUCAAGCAUAUCUAUGUAGUUUGUAAUUUUGGAAAAGCGUCCUAUAAAUAGUGGAAUAUUGCAAGGAAGCUGCAUCAGUUAGAGUUCGUUUUACCUCAAGACGCUUCAAACUACAAUCAAAAUGAAAAUCGCUAUUGUUGUUCUCACAGUUGUAGCUGCUGCUUCAGCCAGCGCAGUCUUGCCUGUGAUUGGCAGUUCACUGGGAGUAGCACCGGGCCUGACUUCAAUUGUGGGUCCUUCACUUGCUCCAGCAAUUAGCAUUGCUCCCCUUGGGACACUUGGCUCACUCAGUCCACUUGGCUCCAGUAUCGCUGUUUCAACUCCUAUUAUUAAGACUGGAAUCAUCGGUGCUCCAGCUAUCGCUCCAUUGGGUCUUGGUCUUGGUCUUGAUACCUUGUCUUCACCAGCUCUUAUUGAAUUGUGGAAGAAGAAACGCGCUCAUUAAGAUGUUUACUUGUUUACUGAUGAUGACCUAGAAAAUAAAGUUUGUUAAAAGAUUAAAAAGCAAAGAAAACUGGG